AGGAAUGGCGCCCAACAGGUGUUCAUCGACUUCCAGAAGACGAAGUGUCCGUUCGAUAUGUGUCGAGACAUCCUCGAGUCGAGUGGUGUUCCGUUCGUUCAGUUCCAGACGGGUUGUUGUCUGAAGAACGGAGUCAUCCGAGACUGGAAUUGUCUGAACGAAGAUCAGCGCAAAAUACUUCUCAAGUAUUUGAAUGAAUACGUGAAUUGUCGUCAAUUGGAGGCCUUUGUGUGCGAAGAGCUGCUUCUGGUGUGCGCUAUAAUCGUCAAACGGAUCGCCAUCGAUGAGGGCAACGACUCCCAGUCGUUGACACAAAUCCUGACAUAUCUCUACGAAACGGUGUCCAACGCCGCCAGUGAUCACAACUCGCGGAUGGUUUGCUGCACUUCUAUACUAUCAGUGCUCAACGAGUACUCGUCGUCCACCAGAGCGUCUGACUUCGGCCUCUCGUGGGCCACACAUCUGAGGGCGAAGAAGAAGUUUGAGAACACGCACCUCAAGAGUAUCUUCAGAUGCGUUGUCUCAACGCUCGUCAAUCACUUGCGAAUCUCAGACAACGGGAGUCGAGGGCCUGAGUGGACACCAUUGGCCAGCAAACUGUUGCGGAUCUGCGAUUUCAUCCUUUCGUGGAACUUUGAUGUGAUCACUAUAUUCUCGUCCCAAUACGCCAAACACGUGGACUCCAUCGAGAACCCGGUCCUCCAACCCGCCAUCGACUGGAAGGAAGUGCUUCUGGACGGGGAUGUCAUCUCCAUCUUCAUGGAAAUGCAUUUAUGUCUUCGCACCACAAAUGAUGAGAAACUAAUGCACUAUUCAUUGCAAUGCAUUAAUCAGUUGUCAUCACUCAAUGGACCCAUUAUUAUAAACGCAGAAAACAGGAGUAAAUUCCUUAAGACUAUAAUCACGGGAACAAUAGGUUUAGUGAAACAGGUUUGCGAUACCAUUACUAUCGCAGAAGUGGUGCCAAUAAGUACUGUAAUCAACCGAAUCUGUGUUCGCCUUCAAUCCAGAGAUCAAAUUAAUUUCGUUGACAUUUCACUUCUCAAGUCUUUUCUCGAAAUGAUGGCUCAAAUCACGUGUAAAAUUAUCUUCGAUUCUCUAAACACUAAGGAUGAGGAAGACUUCGAGCGCUUUAAGCUAUCGAUUGACAAUCUGUUGAACUCUUGGAUGUCAAUGAUCUCUAUCAUCGAGAGGGCCAACAAACGCGAAGAGAGUGACACGAAUUCAAACAAUAGACAAGAAGUGGUCAAAUUGGAAGAGCUGUCGGUGUGGACGCGGCCUAUAUUUGAGGCAUUCGUUCGCAUUCAUCUGAGCCAACCCGAGGGUCUGAGACAACCCGUCAAUGAGGCAGAAGAAGAUAUACAAGAGUUUGAAGACAACGAUAUUGUCUUAUUCGGCGACCAAUUGAAUGCAAUCGGAUCUUCUAUCGAUCCUAUUGUUAGACUAAUCACCACUUUAUUGAAAUUGUGUCAAAUGGAGAAGUAUUUGUGCGAAAACAAUAUGAGUCAAUGGGUUAGCCCUCAAGUGUCCCUUUCGCUGACACUCUUUAUAUCGCGGUUUUUGUUGAUUUAUUUGUUGCCCAAUGAGAACGACUACCAGGAGAUGAGUAUUGCUCUGAAUUCGUGCUUUGGACGCGACUCCCCCUAUGCCAACCAUGUCCUCAAUCUCAUUGUCGACUACAUCAUCACUAAACUGGUCUUCUGGUCGAGUGAGACGCAAGUGACUGAAGAGUCGUCGUUAGCUUUAGUGCAUUUCGUCAAGAAUUGUAUCGAAAGAUGUAAAGCUCUCAACAAUUGUGUGAAUAUGAAUAAGUUGUUAAACAAACACUCGGCCAACGAGUUGCAGAACUUGUCGAUCAAUACUCGCAAAAACAUAUACCAAGUGUUGGUCCAUAUCGUGACCUAUAAUCAUGAGCUGUACGAUCAGUUGUUCCAACCAUUGAUGGAAAGGUACCAAAAGAUUCGGAUCUCUAUUGAAGAGCGAAAUACUGGCGAACCCUUGAGAGCGGCUGUCGUCGAGCUCUACGAGUGUUUGGAAGGCAUUGCUUGCGGCACAACGGCUGUCAAUAUCAACAACGUUUGGCCCAACUUUAUUGCACCCAUUUUUCAUGAUUUACCAAAAAUCCUAUCGUUUCUACAUAACUAUAAUUCGAUAGUUGUAGCGAUUCUUAACCUUUUAGCUCAACUCACAAAUAGGAUCCUAUGCUAUCUGUCUGACAAUGAUAUCAUCACUUUCUACAACACAUCCAUAGCUAUACUCAAUGAAUACGCCAAACAUAAUUGCAAUCGCAGUGUACGCGAAGGCAUUGAUGACGAGGAGACCUGUAACGACAUUCUCGUGAUUCUCAACUUUCUCAAUGACUUGGCCGCCAAAGACUUCAUCGAGUGGUUCCACGACAGCAGAGGAGAUCAGAACAACUCGAAUAUCAGUGCAACUCAAGUGGUGUUUGUCGGACUCAACAUAAUUAUGCCAUUAAUAUGCGCGCCAUUACUCGAGUUCCCCAAAUUGUGUCAAAGCUAUUAUAAGCUGAUUGUCUUCCUAUGCGAAGACCCGGAACGACUGCAUGGACUGCCCGACCCUCUGCUCCAAUCGAUCGUACAGAGCGUUCAACUCGCUCUCAAGUCUACGUUCGGCAAUGAAGUGAAGAGCAAUUGUUUGACAAUAAUCUCGGUGUUGGGCACUCAUGCGAUGCGCGAACCCAACAAAUUCAUAACAUUAGUCCAGUUCGUGGAGCCCUUCCUUCGCCUCAUCUUCGAGUUCACACUCUUCGAGUGCGGCACCAGUAAUGACGUGACUAUGAGGGAGAGUGUGGCCAACGCUCUGUUCUCUUUGAUCUGUUGCUUUCCCUCCAGAUAUCAAGAAUUGGCGCAACAGAUCAUCACCUCAUCUAAAGAAGAAGCCGUUCAAAAGCAAUUGCAAACGGCGUUUGAGAAGCUCAUGGAAGGCCUGUCUCUGGACGGCGCCCGAGUCCAUAGGGCGGCCUUUAAACGCCGCUUCGAGACCUUUGUUAUUGAGAUACAAGGAUUGCUUUGUAUAAAAUAAUUAUUUAUUUUAUUAUUUAGUUUACUUCCCAUUAUUUGACUCGUGAAACGUUUUAACAAUUCAUUAAAAAU
Molecule: messenger RNA, 3113 nt
Organism: Oppiella nova
Lineage: Eukaryota; Metazoa; Arthropoda; Arachnida; Sarcoptiformes; Oppiidae
Source: the annotation of a GenBank genome assembly